This is a messenger RNA of Aspergillus pseudoviridinutans, 1857 nucleotides long. RefSeq names its product LSB5 family protein. NCBI's taxonomy places the organism in Eukaryota, Fungi, Ascomycota, Eurotiomycetes, Eurotiales, Aspergillaceae. Gene Ontology annotation, cellular component: actin cortical patch. Bases 1 to 1857 code for a protein of 618 amino acids. The transcript has 4 exons. Gene Ontology annotation, biological process: actin cortical patch localization; actin filament organization; endocytosis. The record is from RefSeq and is a predicted model, not a curated record. Gene Ontology annotation, molecular function: ubiquitin binding; phosphatidylinositol binding.
AUGUUCCACUCAGCAAAACCAUACUCGGCUGUGACCGUUCAGAUUGAAGUGCUCACCAGUGAGCAAUACGAGAUUGAAGAUUCGAGUGGAAUUGUCGACCUCAUCGAAGCGAUUCGCAUUCAGAGCAGCGGACCGACUGAAGCAAGUCGUGCGUUGCGUAAGAAACUUAAAUAUGGCAAUCUGCAUCGCCAGCUGAGAGCUCUUACUAUUCUUGACUUUCUGAUACAGAAUGCCGGAGAUCGAUUCUUGCGAGAGUUCGCAGAUGAACCACUGUUGGAACGUCUACGAAUCGCAGCCACCGAUCCAGUAUCUGAUCCCUUGGUCAAGCAGAAGUGCAAGCAACUUUUUGGGCAAUGGGCAGUAUCCUACAAGGACACACCGGGGAUGGGAGGUGUGACAGCACUUUACCGGCAGCUUCCAAAGCGCAAACAGCCCGCCACCCAGGCCAAGGCGAAAGUUCUCCGUGAUACUGGUAAUACGACUACCACUGAGCCGCAACUGGGCCAUACGGUCUCUAUUUCCGUAGGAAACGGCCCUAGCACUGUCUUAAGCAGUCCCAAGCACAAACAUACAUCGAGCAAAUCUUCUUUCAAGAGAGACAAGAAAGAAAAGGAGAAAAAAAUACUUAACAGGUCGUUCAAUUUGGAGAAGGAGAAGCCGGAGAUGCUACAGACACUCGCGUCUUCCUCGGUCGCUAGUACCAACCUUCUGAAUGCGCUCAAGCGUGUGAAUCGAGAAACGCACCGGGUGAGCGAAGAUGCGGAAUGUCUCAACCGGUUUGAGACCUGCAAGCUCCUUAGACGGCAGAUUCUCCGGUACAUUCAGCAUGUUGAGAGCGAGGAAUAUCUGGGAAGUCUUAUCCACGCCAAUGAGGAGCUGGUUACUGCUCUUAUGGCGUUCGAAGUCCUGGACAAGAGUAUAGACUAUGAUAGCGACAGUGACCAGGAUGUGCUUGAAAGCGGCUGGUCUCCUGACCGAGACGAUCUCAAUGAAUCUUUUGCCGGACUGGUCGUUAACCCUCCCAAACCUCCUCGGCCUCCUCGACCUUUGAGCAUAUCCGUACCGUCAUCCUCGCAGCACAAGUACAUUAGUGCCAGUGAGUCCGAGACCGAUCAGGACGACGACGACGAGAACAACCCAUUUGGCGACAGAAACGCUAUCCGCACCCCUGGUUUUGAGAAGACUGAGCCUACAUGGUAUCAAUCACUCCAACUACCACAACGUAUCCGAAGAGAAGAAAUGACCGCCCCAGUCACCGAAAUCGCGCUCCUGCGCUUAAAAUCUCAGCCUCCCUCCGCAUCAUUCAAAGCACUCCUCCUCGAAGGCAUCAAAGCGCAAGCCGAAUUCUCCUCUUACCCCGUCCGUAUUUUCUUCCAAGUCGAGGAUCCCUCGCUCAUCUACCUCAUCGGAGGAUGGGACUCGGCGCAACAGCACUACGAAGAUUGGAUUCCCUCGGCUACAAAUCAGGAAAUCAUGAAACAGCUCUCGGGAGAGAUGGAGCUGGUAUGGUUGCUUCAUGUGGAUGGUGAUGCAGUGCGACAGGGGGAGUUACUGACCGAAGCACCUGUUGUCGCUGUGGGGCGGUAUUUCAUGAGCGCUGAGAAGAAAGAGGGGUUUAGCCGGGUUUUCGGGGAGGCGCAGCAUCAUCUAGAGGAGUUCACGAAGCCGUUACCUAUCUUCAAGGGGUGGAAGAUUGAGAAGGAAGAAGGGAAGGAGGAGUUUGUGCUGUUUAGUGGGUGGACAGAGGUACAGCAGCAUCUCGACUUUGCCCAGUCAGAAGGGUUCCAGGAAUUUUCGAAGAUCAAAGAGUUUAUGGACUCCUCGGAGAUCAAGCAUAUUGUUCGAUGGGAGGUUUAG